AUGCCCUCCGCCGUACCGGGCUUUGCGCCCACCCUCGACUCGUACCUGCGGUCACUCAAAGGGCACGCGCAUCUCGACCUCACCAUACAGUCCCUCGUUGACCUCCUGAAGCGUCGCCAGAUCUCAGGUCCCGAAGACUGUGCCCUCGCCACCGCAAACUGCCUCCGCCAAGUAGUCGCAAAGUCGAAAUGGACAGACGCCGACACCCUACUCGCGAAUGUGUCCCGGGCAGGUAGCAAGCUCAUGCGCGCCCGCCCCAACGAGCUUGUCAUUGGCAACAUUGUGCGGCGCGUGCUCGGGCUCAUUCGCGAUGAGGCCACCGAGGAUAGAAACGACGGAGCGCCAAGCGAGACUCCCAGCGAGGGACAGAUGACCCCAAUUGGCGAAAUGAGCCAAAGCUUUCAUUCUUCAGCACCGCUCGAAGCCCCUCGAAGACCUGGGCCUGUGGGCGCCGCGAGCUCAGCCAACAUACCACGCAGUUUGUCGAUGCUCCUGUCCGCCAAGGAUGUGGCGGACAACGAAGGCACAAUCUCUCCGUUUGGUAACUCUGGCACGUCAACGCCAUUGCACAAGACGACCAACAGCCAGGUUCACGCAUUGCGGUCGGAGGUGAUCAACGGAAUACAGGAAAUCAUUGACGAGAUGGGCCAGGUGGAUGACCAGAUUGCCGCGCACGCCGAGGUGCAGAUUCGCCCCGGCGACCACAUUCUCGUUUAUCACCCAUCUCCUACGGUGCAGCGCUUCAUCCUCAGGGCCGCGCAGAAGCGCAAGUUUACCUUGUUGAUCCACUGCAUGCCCCAGCCGCGUGGUGCCACUGGGCAUGACAAGUACAAAGCGCUCCGAGAGAAGCUCAAGAGCCAGGGCGUGCAAACAGUUGUGAUGACAACAGGAGGCGGCAUGUCGUACAUGUCUCGCGUCAACAAGAUGAUUAUAGGUGCGAGCGCCAUCACUGCCAAUGGCGGAGUAGUUAGCGAGAACUUUUCGACAAUCGUCGCAGCAGCGGCCAAGCAGCAUCGCGUCCCGAUUGUCGUACUGGCCGGUGUUUACAAGCUCAGUCCAGAGUGUCCUUAUACCCAGGAGACGGCCGUUGAAUUCGCGGAUCCCAUGCAGCAUGUGGAUUUCUCGGAUGGGAGCCUUGUGCACGCCGUCGAGGUCAAGGCAGGCUUGACUGCCUUCUUGCCUGCCAACCUGAUCGACACGUACAUUACGAACCUGGGCACACACACUUGGGAGCAUCUAUCAGGGUUGAUCAGCGACCACUACGCCGAGGAAGACGUGAAUCUGCACCUCAAGGCGCCUCAAGAUGCUUGA
Messenger RNA from Emericellopsis cladophorae, 1311 nucleotides. RefSeq names its product translation initiation factor subunit beta-like protein. Bases 1 to 1311 code for a protein of 436 amino acids. Gene Ontology annotation, cellular component: eukaryotic translation initiation factor 2B complex. The transcript is spliced from 3 exons. Gene Ontology annotation, molecular function: translation initiation factor activity; guanyl-nucleotide exchange factor activity. NCBI's taxonomy places the organism in Eukaryota, Fungi, Ascomycota, Sordariomycetes, Hypocreales, Bionectriaceae. Gene Ontology annotation, biological process: translational initiation. The record is from RefSeq and is a predicted model, not a curated record.